Molecule: messenger RNA, 1383 nt
Organism: Serendipita indica DSM 11827
Lineage: Eukaryota; Fungi; Basidiomycota; Agaricomycetes; Sebacinales; Serendipitaceae
Source: the annotation of a GenBank genome assembly
AUGUCCUUCAACGACUAUAACCAUGACGCAGAGCGUGGCAGGAAACAGCAACCAACCACCAUUCACUCCCAGAGAUUUCUUCUGUUUCGCGAUGUCGCGUUUGUCACCAUCAUUCUCUUCCACAUUGCUAGCACAAUCAUUUCCACUUCAUCCCUGGUCACUCACAUGUCCCCACGGGCCACAUAUGGGUAUCUUGGGGUCGCCAUUUUGACUGGGACAGUGAGCCCUAUUCUCGCUAUUAUUGGAUGGCGGGACCACUUGCCAAUUUCAAGGUGGACCAGCAAACUGUCCUUUGAACUCGGAUGGGUCAUGAUUAUCAUGCUCAUUGACUUUAUCAUUGCCGUCGGCCAUUCGUCUGUCCGAGGUGCCAACAAGUCUCUGGUCGCAAUCCUGUACCUCGAGACAAUCUCAGUCAUUAUCUACGCUCUCGGUCUCGGUGGCAUGAUCCUGCUCCAGCACCGUAGAUUCCCUCAAGUCGCAAUCUGGAACGUCUCUGUACAGUCUGUCCAAUGGCUGGAAUCUGCUCAGCCAGCAGAGCGUGGUAACCCAACCACCCCUCCGGCUACAUCGGGUGGAGGCAAGAUUGCCCCAUGGCAAAUCUACGACGAUAUGCAAGAGGUCAAGCUAGACGAAAAGCGCACAUUCGCUAGCCCGACCUCCAUGGACAACAAGUAUAUCGGUGCACACCCCUUUUGGCAGACGCAGUCCGAUCGUAACGCCUGCAUCGAGGACGACAUGGCAUAUAUUGUCCAGCGUUAUGGCCUGGAUGCCAAUACGGCCCAGAUAAAGUCAAAUCCAAGCAAGACCUCAAUGCACGUCAAGAAGCCGUCCGUUCGCAACCUGGAGAUUAGUCGACCAUUGCCGGCAAUGACAAACCUUCGCCGGGCACAGACUCUUGCCACCAGAGUGCCCGACCAGACAGGUCGUUACACCCACGGACGCGCAUCCUCUGUUGGAACCUACGACCGUUUGUAUCGUGGCGAACCCAAGGCACCACUACAUCUGCACAUCCCCAGCCCGACCCUGGAUGUGCCCGUAGAUGUCGAGUCGGUCGCAUACCCAGACAUCUCUGCGAGAAAUUCCCGUCGCACUAUUGGGAAUCCCUCGAUGGGACUUGCCUCUCGCACCCUCGUUGGCACCAGCCGUCCCAAGGCAAAAGCGACUCGCGCAUACGUCGACACGUCGAAACCUCUCCCAUCGCCCCCUCCGCUUCAAAGCGACGACUCACUUCUCUCGUCCGACCCUUCUGGCCAGCAUAGUUUCGUCAUGGCCAUGGCACAUCGCGUCAAGGCAGUUCCAGCCCUGAUGGUCACCACACCACGAGCAAGUGAGAUGCCCAUUGAUCACGAUGAUGAGCAUGACGGAUUCUCUGACUUGGAUUGA